Gadus morhua (Atlantic cod) is the source of this 9501-nucleotide messenger RNA. RefSeq names its product myosin IXAa (gene myo9aa). The coding region runs from base 418 to 8460 and encodes 2680 amino acids. Gene Ontology annotation, molecular function: GTPase activator activity; ATP binding; microfilament motor activity. The record is from RefSeq and is a predicted model, not a curated record. The transcript has 44 exons. Gene Ontology annotation, biological process: establishment of epithelial cell apical/basal polarity; intracellular signal transduction. NCBI's taxonomy places the organism in Eukaryota, Metazoa, Chordata, Actinopteri, Gadiformes, Gadidae. Gene Ontology annotation, cellular component: axonal growth cone; myosin complex; actin filament.
CGUCGCCACACUGAUUAGCUGCUCGGGCAAAGAGACCGAUGAGUUUGCUACGAAUCCUACCGAAGAGGAUAGGACUGCUUUUAAGUAUUUUAAAAUAUAAUUUAUCUUGGACUACAAAAUGCGUGAACUCCUCCUCCGUACUAUAUAUAUACUUCCAGUGACCUGGACAGUAUGCUGAGAUAAAAGAGCCAACUAAACAAUUUGUUCUUUUUGGAUUACAGGACAUUAAAGAUACUUUUCAUCAGUGUUACCAAAAGUACCCUGACCACUCUUGAGAGAAGACUCUGACGAGAUUGUUAUUUUACAACAUUCCGUUCAGCGCUGUCUGGAGGGAUGAUGUCUUGAUGUUGCCCCCCGUCCAGCCCAGAGGAGAGCGUGCCAGUGGCGGGUGCUGCUGAUGGGAACGGCUGCGCCGCCAUGAACGCUCGUGACGGCGGGGGUGGCGAGGGCACCCUGGGUCGCCGGCGGCGGUUCGAGAACUCAGAGUUCACCGUGCGCAUCUACCCGGGCGCCCUAGCCGAGGGCACCAUCUAUUGCCCCGUUAGCGCCCGCAAGAACACCACGGCCGCCGAGGCCAUCGAGCGCAUCAUCGAGCGUCUCCGGCUGGAUCGGCGCCAAUGCUACGUGCUGGCCGAGGUCAAGGAGUUUGGCGGCGAGGAAUGGAUCCUCAACCCCAGCGACUGCCCUGUGCAGCGCAUGCUACUCUGGCCCCGCGUGGCAUUGGAGCAGCGUGCGCUGUCCGGCGGCGACGACUACCGCUUCCUGCUGAGGCAAAAGAACUUAGACGGCUCCAUCCACUACGGCGGGAGCCUCCAGAUGUGGCUGCGGGUGACGGAGGAGCGGCGCUGCAUGGUGGAGCGUGGCCUCCUCCCCCAGCCCGAGCCCCGGGGGGACCACGCCGACUUGUGUCGGCUGCCCGAGCUCAACGAACGCACGCUGCUGGACAACUUGCGCUCACGUUUCCGCCAGGAGUGGAUCUACACCUACGUCGGCACCAUCCUCAUCGUCAUCAACCCCUUCAAGUUCCUGCCCAUCUACAACCCCAAGCACGUCAAGAUGUACGACAACCACACGCUGGGGGAGAUGGAGCCGCACAUCUACGCAGUGGCGGACGUGGCGUACCACGCCAUGCUGCAGAGGCGCCGGAACCAAUGCGUGGUCAUCUCUGGGGAGAGCGGCUCGGGGAAGACCCAGAGCACCAACUUUCUCAUUCAUCACCUGACCGCCCUAAGCCAAAAGGGAUUCGCCAGCGGAGUGGAACAGAUCAUCCUGGGGGCAGGGCCAGUACUGGAGGCUUUUGGAAACGCAAAGACAGCCCACAACAACAACUCCAGCCGCUUCGGCAAGUUCAUCCAGGUCAACUACCAGGAGAGUGGCACCGUGAGGGGAGCUUACGUUGAAAAGUAUCUCCUGGAGAAGUCGAGACUCGUCUAUCAGGAGCACAACGAACGGAACUACCAUGUGUUCUAUUACCUGCUGGCGGGGGUGAGCGAGGAGGAGCGCACAGCCUUCCACCUCCGGAAGCCUGAAGAAUACCAUUACCUCAACCAGAUGAAAAAGAAAGUCCACCGGCACUGGGACAGUUACAGUGAGAGCGAGCCGGACUGCUUCACAGUGGAGGGGGAGGACCUGAAGCAUGACUUUGAGAGGCUACAGUUGGCCAUGGAGAUGGUGGGCUUCCUGCCGGCCACACGCAAACAGAUUUUCUCCCUGCUGUCUGCCAUCCUCCACCUGGGGAACAUCCGCUAUAAGAGGAAGGCCUACCGGGAUGAAGCCAUCGACAUCUGCAACCCGGAGGUGCUGCCCAUCGUCUCGGAGCUGUUGGAGGUGAAGGAAGGGACGCUGCUCGAGGCCCUGACCACACGAAAGACGGUGACUGUGGGAGAGAGGCUGAUCGUCCCCUACAAGUUGGCGGAGGCUGGCACCGUAAGGGAUUCCAUGGCAAAGUCGCUGUACAGUGCUCUGUUUGACUGGAUCGUGUUCAGGAUCAACCAUGCCUUGCUCAACAACAAAGACCUGGAGGACAACAACAAGAUAUUGUCCAUUGGUGUGCUGGACAUCUUUGGCUUCGAGGACUACGAGAACAACAGCUUUGAACAGUUCUGCAUCAACUUCGCCAACGAGCGACUCCAGCACUACUUCAACCAGCACAUCUUCAAGCUUGAGCAGGAGGAGUACAGAGCAGAGGGCAUCACCUGGCACAACAUCGACUACAUAGACAACAGCGGAUGCAUCAACCUGAUCAGCAAGAAGCCCACUGCACUGCUCCAUCUGCUGGAUGAAGAGUGCAACUUUCCCCAAGCAAGCAACCAAACCUUGUUGGACAAGUUCAAGCGGCAGCAUGAAGGGAACAGCUACAUGGAGUUUCCCGCUGUCAUGGAGCCUGCCUUCAUCAUCCGACACUACGCCGGCAAGGUCAAAUACGGCAUCAAGGACUUCAGGGAGAAGAACACGGAUCACAUGCGUCCGGACAUCGUGGCAUUGCUGAAGAGCAGCAAGAACGCCUUCAUCGGUGGGCUGAUUGGCAUCGACCCAUCGGCCACGUUCCGCUGGGCGGUGCUGCGGGCUUACUUCAGGGCCCUGGUUGCCUUCAGGGAGGCUGGGAAGAGACACCAGCGCAAAAAAAGCACAGGGCAUGAUGGCGCUGCUCCCUGUGCCGUUUUGAGCGUUGCGGAUAGCUUUAGCUUUCUGCAGCACCCUGUGCAUCAGAGGAGCUUAGAGAUCCUGCAGAGGUGCAAGGACGAGAAGUACAGCGGGGCGAGGCGGAGUCCCAGGACCCCCCUCUCAGACCUGCAGGGCAGCAACACACUCAACGAGAGAUCGCCACGGGGUUCUCCUAUUCCUGGCUUGAACGGGCGUGUGGGCCAGCAGAGUCGCCUAUCAUCCGGCAUCUCCACCACGGAAGGGGACGGCAUCUUCAUCAACUCCACCAGCAGCAAGCUGCUGGAGAGAGCUCAGGGCAUCCUCAUGAGGAACAAAAACUACAAACCCAAGCCUCUCCUCCCAAAGCACUUGUUGGACGUCAAGUCCCUCAAGUACCUGAGCAAGCUGACGCUACACGACCGCAUCACCAAGUCCCUGCUCCACCUGCACAAGAAGAAGAAGCCGCCCAGCAUUAGCGCCCAGUUCCAGGCUUCCCUCAACAAGCUAAUGGAAACCCUGGGCCACUCCGAGCCCUACUUUGUCAAGUGUAUCCGCUCCAACGCUGAGAAGCUGCCUUUGCGCUUCAACGACGAGUUGGUCCUGAGGCAGCUGCGCUACACUGGCAUGCUGGAGACCGUACGCAUACGGCAGUCUGGAUACAACAUCAAGUACAGCUUCAAGGAUUUUGUCCGCCACUUCCGUGUGUUGCUCCCAGAAGGCACCAGGGCUUCCAAAGAAGACAUCCAGAGGUUUCUGGGCCAGGUGGACCUAGCGCCAGAUGGCUUCCAAGUUGGCAGGACGAUGGUGUUCCUGCGGGAGGCGGGGCGUCGGAGCCUACAGGCCUCUCUCCACGGCCGGGUCCUGAGCCUGGUGGUGGCGCUGCAGCGGCGCUUCAGGGCCCGGCUGGAGCGCGCCUCCUUCCUCAGGACCAGGGAGGCGUCCGUGUGCAUACAGCGAUGGUGGCGUGCAUACCGGCCGAGAGAUAUCGAGGAUAACGAAGAGGGCUGUGAGCUUGCCAUCCAACAAGAGGCGGCGGUGUGCCUCCAGAAACACUGGCGGGGGUACGAGGCCCGCCGGAGGUUAGGGCUUUGGAAGGAAGCCGCUCUGGUAUUGCAGAAAGCGUGGAGGUUGUGGACCUAUCGCCGUGUUGACGCGGCACUGGUGAUUCAAACAGCGUGGCGCUGCCAUAGAGCCAGAGAAGGCUAUCUGAGUCUGUACGCUACAGUGGUGCGACUGCAGGCAGUCAGCAGAGGCUACCUAGCCAGACAGAGCUUCAGGGAGCUGAAAAAGCAGAGACUGCAGGAGAAGCAGGAGCUGGUCCAGCUGCAGAACGGUCAGAAGAGCCAUUCUCCAGAGGAAGAGGAACGGCAAGAAGAGAGGCCCGUGGGCCAGGACCUGAGCCUCUGGGGGGACCCCUCCUACGAGGGGCGGGGGAGGAGCACCCAGAGGGUCCCCGGCCUGGUUACCCAGCAGGACCAGCCGAGGUUGAGAGCAGGAGGAGCAGAAGACUGUCCCGGGAUGAGCUCAAGCAACCCUUUGCUCCAAGAGCAUCCUGAAGCACCGGUCACCGUGGUGAUUCGAGACAGGGCCAGAACGUUAGAUGAACUCAGCCAGAAGACCACCAGGGCCAAACGGGAGAGCCGGCGCAUGCGGGAGCUGGAGCAGGCCAAGUUCAGCCUGGAGCUCCUGAAGGUCCGCGCGACCAGUGGCGGGGCGUCGUCGCCCUCUGAGGAGAGGCGCUGGUCGGCAGAGCUGCUGCACGCGUCCACCCCGCCCCUGCGCUCCCCCCAGGGCACCCCUGACAGCCAGAGCUCCAGGUUCAGCUUCGAGCUCCUAAGCCUUGAAGAAGGGCCGCCCAGGGCGACGCUAGAAGAGCUCGACCUCGACGAGGCCGGCUCUCCAGAGCUGCCGGAUCACCCCGCGGAGCUCCCUUCCUCGAGGUCAGCCACAGGCUCUCCGCUCAUCCGUGAACGACCCGACCCCGACGACAGGCUACCUCAGUCACCCACACUUCCGCCCAGAAUUGAGAACUACCUCCCGACCUUUUACGUCCCGACCCGCGACAGCCACACGGUCUCCGGCCCUCCUCCUGCCAAGAGCCCUCCACAGCGUUUCGAGGCCGCUGUCGCCGCUCCCACAACCCCAGCCACCACCACCACCUCCGCCGCUGCUACCACCAUCACCUCUGCCACGGUCACCUCCACCACCGUGAUCUCCAAAGCCCUGAAGGACAGGAGGGAGCCGGGGCGCCGGCCGGUGGUGGUGGUCAUCAGCAUGCACAAGGCCACCCCUCUGAGGGAGGAGCCGGGCGCCGCGGGCCACCCCCGGGCGGAGCUGCCCAACCAGCCACCGGGUUGCCUGGCCGCGCCCUACGAUGCCGUCCCGGCCCCAGCCCCGGUCCCGCCCGCCAACCUGGCCGUCCUGGAGAGACUGGAGCGGCUGAACGAGGAGAAGGAGGAGAGGCAGCGCAGCCAGCAGCAGCAGAGCGAGAGGCAGAUGAUGGAGCAGAUCCGGCAGCAGAAGGAGGCGCUCGAGAGGCAGCGUCUCCUCUUCGCCCGGAACGAGAAGGACAUGUUCGAGAAGCAGCGGGGCGAGGCCUUGCACAGGAUACAGCAGAGUCGCCAGGCGGGGGCCGGUGCAGGACACAAAGGUUCCCGAGCCGCCACAUCCAGGCCCGACUCGCUGGUGUUUGAGAGAACACAAGCACCGGCUCCUCACACCAGGACAAUGUCUGAGCUCCGGGCCCCUGAAGAGCUCUCAUUUCCUGGGGCAGAGUCCCAGCCCAGUGCCCCUCAGCCCGGCUCUAUUCCGCUUUCCUCCUCUGUCCCGAGAGAAACGCUUGGAGGAAGCAGGCCUAUCGCCGAUGGCUGGGUGCCCAAACUCACAUUAGAAUCUAGUGAUGGAAGAAGAACCUCACCGAGACUUACCCCAAAGAAGACGCCUGGUGGGCACCAGGGAAGUACAGUUCACACGGCUGACAAGUCUGGGAACAUCUUCUUCUCUCCUAAGGACAAGGUUGUGUUUGCCAAAUUUGACGAACAGGACAAACCUGUGGCCAACCCUAGAGAGUCAGUUCCCAAGGCCUCCAAAGGACCACAAGUGCGUGAGGUCGGCAGAGCGGGCAACAAAAAGAAAGCCCGCAUGGCUCGGACCCGCUCCGACUUCCUCAACCGCGUCCCCAUUCUCUCCGUGGCGGGGGAGUCUGAGGACGACGACACCCCCGCCCCCCCCCGCCAUUUCACCCUCCCCCUCUCCAAUCGCAGCGGCCCCGACGCUGACCUAGGAGAGUGUUUUAGUGACUCGGAGAUGCAAAUGGGCUCCGUGGCGCAGAAGAGCAUGCAAAAGGCCAUGUCUUCUGAAGAUCUGCCGAAAGCGGAAACACUGCGCAAGAACGCCCAAGAUGGAAGGGUGCGUGGCAAGAUGCGCUUCUGGGGCAAGACCAAGUAUAGCGACAAGAAGUCUUCCAGGGAAAAGCUGAUUUGCGGAGGAGACUCCAUGGACGGGGAGUACGGAGACACUGGUCUGCUGAUGGGCGACGGUCAGGAGAACACCUCCCCACCGUGCAGUCCAGACCUGGCGACGGUGCGUGUCCAACCGGAGACCAAGGAGAACAAGGACCCCUCCCCCAAGGUGAAGCGCCGGCGCAGCGUGAAGAUCAGCAGCGUGACCCUGGAGCCCGCCCAGUGGCAGCACGACCCGCUGCAGAUCCUCACCUGCACCAACGACUACCGCAGCAUGAACGACUUCCUCAGGAAGAAGAUCAAUGAAUUGGAGACAGAAGAUGGGAAGAAGGACUCCAUGGUGGACGUUGUCUUCAAGAAGGCCCUCAAGGAGUUCCGUCUUAACAUCUUCAACUCGUACUCCACAGCUCUGGCGAUGGAUGAUGGGAAGAGCAUCCGCUACAAGGACCUGCACGCACUGUUUGAGCAGAUCCUGGAGAAGACUAUGCGGCAGGAGCAGAGGGACUGGAGGGAGUCCCCGGUCACGGUGUGGGUGAACACCUUCAAGGUCUUCCUGGAUGAGUUUAUGACAGAGUACAAGACCCUGGACAGCAUGCAAAGCAAGCAAAUGCCCAAAGUUGAACGCAAGAAGAGAAGAAAAAAGGACGCCGACAUUGUGGAGGAGCACAACGGCCACGUCUUCAAGUCCACACAGUACAGCAUCCCCACAUACUGUGAAUAUUGCUCUUCACUCAUAUGGAUGAUGGACCGCGCCUGUGUUUGCAAAUCAUGCCGCUACGCCUGCCACAAGAAAUGUUGCCUGAAGACGACUACCAAAUGCAGUAAGAAGUUCGACCCGGAGCUCUCGCCAAGGCAGUUUGGAGUGGAGGUUUCCAGGUUGACUAACGACGAGCGAACGGUGCCCCUUGUGGUAGAAAAGCUCAUCAACUACAUUGAGAUGCACGGCCUCUACACCGAAGGAAUCUACCGGAAGUCGGGGUCAACCAAUAAGAUCCGAGAACUAAAACAAGGCCUUGACAUAGAUGUGGACAGCAUGAACCUAGAUGACUACACCAUCCAUGUCAUCGCCAGUGUCUUAAAGCAAUGGCUGAGAGACCUGCCCAACCCUCUCAUGACCUUCGAACUCUAUGACGAGUUCCUGCGUAUAAUGUGUUUGCAGGACAAAAGAGAGGUGAUCAGGGGAGUGUAUUCCAUCAUCGAUCAGCUGAGCAGAACCCACCUCAACACUCUCGAGCGGCUCAUCUUCCAUCUCGUCAGGAUUGCGUUGCAGGAGGACACCAAUCGCAUGUCGGCCAACGCCUUAGCCAUUGUCUUCGCCCCCUGCAUCCUGCGCUGUCCAGACACCAUCGACCCACUGAAGAGCGUCCAGGACAUCGGCAAGACGACAGCGUGUGUGGAGCUGGUCAUCGUAGAGCAGAUGAAUAAAUACAGAGCCAGGCUCAAGGACAUCAACAGUCUGGAGUUUGCUGAGAAUAAGGCGAAGUGCAGACUGACCCUCAUUCGAAGAUCAUUGCCAAAUGCAGCCAGAAAGGGAAAGGGCCGUGUACGGAGGCUGGGCUACCAUACGCCCUCUCCUCCUAUCAGCCCACGCUUGCCCUCGGUGACGGAUGUUGUGAUGGAGGAGAGCGGGGGUGAGGAGGGGGCAGGAUCGGAGCCGGAGUUGUUGGAGCAUCAGCAGGCCAUCAUGCAGCAGGAGGAGCGAGUGCUGACGGAGCAGAUUGAAAGUCUGCAGAAAGAGAAAGAGGAUCUGACGUGUGAGAUUCUGACCUUGGAGCCGGGUGCUUCGGAUGAUGAGACCCUGGAGUCAGAGGCCUCUCUUUGGACCGCAGACAGCUCCGAAAACCUGAAUGUGGACUCUGAAGGAGCCACCUCCGACUUCUCGGAGAGGAACCCCGCGUCGGCAGCCGCCUGGCCGCAGAAACCCGAGGUGAAGCGCCCCAGACGCCGCAGCCUCAGGCGGCAGCCGGACUCCUUGGACUCCGCUUCCACUGCGUCCUCCUUCUCCUCCUCGUCCCACUACCUUCAGCCGUCCUCUUCUGCCACCGCUCGCCGCUUCCGCUUUCACUCAAAGUCUCCCUCCAUGGAGUCGAGUCCCACGAGGGCCGAGGUCCCUCCCCAGCCUCUCCGAUGCGAGAGCCUAGACGACAACUUGACGGUGGAACCAGAGGGGGCGGAUGAGGAAAGGCCCAAGUUUAGCAGCCGCGGAACCUUUAACCCCGAGAAGGGCAAGCAGAAACUAAGGGGGCCCAAGCAUUCGACCUUGAGACACACCAGAGAGGGCCCUGGCCAUGGCAGGGACCCCAAUGACAUAGCCCAGCAGCUAGUCAUGUAUGGCAGUAAUGAGUUCAUGGUAUGAGGACACUGGGACAAAAAAAUGUAACAAUAACUCCAACCCUCCAUCUCCCUGAAAGGUAUGAGCAGCUUAGCCCAUCUCCUUAAAGCACUUCUGCUUAGCCUUUCUUUGUUCAACUAUGCAGACGGUUUUCCCUAAGUGCCAUGAACAGAGUUUUCAACUCCGUAGAUAGGAGAAGGGUGGGGGGGGACAAAGCAAGGGCUCAUCUUUAAUGGACUUUGCUAGCCCAUGAUUUCUCAGUGCCUAGGCAGCUCACGUGCCGCCAAGGCUGGACUUGUUGAGCAGGAAAAACAAAGAAAAGGGAAUGUUGGUAUACACAGACAACACAUUGGCCUCAGGGGUUAGUCUCACGUUGAAAAGCAGCCGAGUACCAGGUCAAAGGAGACAUGAAAAGAUCAAGCAAAUGAGUCGGUGACGAUGCAAUCUUCAUGAACAGAAAGAGCUCAUGAUCCUUAGCUGCUUUGAAGGUUUACAGUUCAUAAGUCAGUGUAAGCAUUUGUUGCUAUAUUAUGAAAUGUUUUCAUUGAAGCCUAUUUAAUACAUUUUAAUGUCACAGAAAUGAUUCUAUAUAGCUAUAUUAUACAGGUAUAAAUACUGUACAAAGCCAGAAGUGACCGCUGGGUAGUUGAAGUCCAAUAUUUAUCUUUUUUGAUUUAUAAUGGAGAGAUGCGCAUGGAUUCGGGAUGCGUCUAUGUGUGCAAAGUAUGCGUGGUUAUAUUUGCUUGUUUGUGUGCACAUGUGUUUCUGUGUGAGAGAAAAACUGCUUGCGUUUUAGGUUUGCGCUGCGUUUCCCCCUCCUACGAGGGAAGUACCACCACCAAAGGGACCAAGCUAGCUGGUGUGUAUUCCAGCUGAGGGGACCCUGGCUCUCAGAAGAAGGUCCAAUGCGUUCACUGCUUAACAGCCAUACAAAUAUGUAUAAUGUACAGGACAUAUUGUACAGUAUGACGGAUGAAAAUGCCAUUCUAUUCUUGGAAAUGUCUCCCACUUCCCAUCCACCACUACCCAUUGUUUGCUCAAUAGCAAAAAAAAACAACACGAAUA